Doryrhamphus excisus (bluestripe pipefish) is the source of this 1498-nucleotide messenger RNA. RefSeq names its product nucleotide binding protein 1 (MinD homolog, E. coli) (gene nubp1). Gene Ontology annotation, cellular component: cytosol. Gene Ontology annotation, biological process: iron-sulfur cluster assembly. NCBI's taxonomy places the organism in Eukaryota, Metazoa, Chordata, Actinopteri, Syngnathiformes, Syngnathidae. The record is from RefSeq and is a predicted model, not a curated record. Gene Ontology annotation, molecular function: ATP-dependent FeS chaperone activity; ATP binding; ATP hydrolysis activity.
AACGACUGGUUCAUGAUUUUUGGUUGCGAGGCCCAAGCCCAACGCCAAGCCCAAGGAGCGGAAACAGUGACGACGGAACCCCAUUGGCGACCCAAGGAGUGGGUGGCCAUCCCCAAACAAGAGUUCCCUGGGAUUCUCCCCUUAAGUCCUGGAUUUCCGGGGCAAACCUCACGUGAAGAAACGACACCCGGAACCUUCGAAGAGAAAAGGGGACGACUUUAAUAGUUGGACACAAAAUGGACGACGUACCAAAAGAUGCGAAUGAGCACUGUCCAGGUACAAGGAGCGAACAGGCAGGAAAGUCUUCAUCAUGCCAAGGCUGCCCCAACCAAAAACUAUGUGCUUCUGGAGCCACCAAGGCCCCAGACCCGGCCAUUAAGGAAAUCGGAGAAAAGCUGUCUACCGUCAAACACAAGAUCCUUGUCCUAUCCGGAAAGGGAGGCGUGGGGAAGAGUACAUUCAGUGCUCACCUGGCUCACGCUUUGGCAAGCGAUGUCACCAAUGAGGUAGCCCUGUUGGAUAUAGACAUUUGUGGCCCGUCCAUUCCGAGAAUGAUGGGGCUGGAGGGAGAGCAAGUACAUCAGAGCAACUCAGGCUGGUCCCCUGUGUAUGUGGAUGACAACUUGGCUGUCAUGUCAAUUGGCUUCCUGCUGGGUAGUCCUGAUGAUGCUGUGAUCUGGAGAGGCCCCAAGAAAAAUGGAAUGAUCAAGCAGUUUCUGAGGGAUGUGGAUUGGGGGGACUUGGAUUACCUCAUAGUCGACACGCCCCCUGGAACAUCUGACGAGCACCUGUCAAUCGUCCAGUAUCUAAGCUCCACCCAUGUUGAUGGGGCUGUCAUCAUCACCACCCCGCAGGAAGUGUCCUUGCAAGAUGUCCGAAAGGAGAUUCGCUUCUGUCAGAAGGUCAAACUGCCGAUCAUCGGAGUGGUGGAAAACAUGAGCGGCUUUGUGUGUCCCAAAUGCAAGAACACAUCGCAGAUCUUCCCUCCCACCAGCGGAGGCGCUGAGAAAAUGUGUUCAGACCUGAAUCUGCCCCUGCUGGGCAAAGUGCCGCUCGACCCACGGAUAGCAAGAAGCUGUGACGAGGGCAGGUCAUUCCUAAACCAAAUCCCCGACUCCCCUGCUGCUGAAGUCUACCAGAGGAUUGUGCAAGGUGUCAAGGACUACUGUUCCAAACAUACCACAGACGAGGAGAACACUGGUUGAAGCCGCGGUUAUGCAACCCUGUUGGACCAAAGCUAAGACAUCACAGAAUUUCAUAAAAACUAGCUACGCACAUUGGAAAGACAUUCAAAAAUAUGACUUUCCGUAUUAAUGAUCAUGUUACAAUUCAUUUGAAUGUAGCGGCAGCACUUUGGAAUACAGGAAAACAUGAACAAUGAAUAGAACGCAACAUGAGAUUGACCUUUAUGAACAUGUGUGAUGGUUUUUCAAUACUUACAGAAUAUGCGCAAGUAGCAAUAUUGCUUUCAACCCUGAACAUCAGGUGUAAAUAUGAC